Molecule: messenger RNA, 1572 nt
Organism: Fusarium keratoplasticum
Lineage: Eukaryota; Fungi; Ascomycota; Sordariomycetes; Hypocreales; Nectriaceae
Exons: 3
Coding region: 1-1572 (523 amino acids)
Biological process (GO): transmembrane transport; L-cysteine transport
Cellular component (GO): membrane
Molecular function (GO): L-cysteine transmembrane transporter activity
Source: RefSeq, a predicted model, not a curated record
AUGGGUAACGAAACGCAGACACAGACCAAAGUCGAGAGGGUGCUGAACGGCAAGACGGUGACUGAAAAGUAUGCCGACGUGACCCUGCGCUUGAUCGAGGAGCAUGGUGACCAUGUUGCUCCUCUCACUCCCGAACAUGCCGCCAAAGUCAAGAGGAAGCUUUACCUGCGACUUAUGGGGCUGCUGUCGAUGAUCAACAUUAUGCUAUUUAUUGACAAGUCCACCCUGGGAUAUGCAGCAAUCCUUGGUCUUUUCGAAGAGACGGGCAUCUCUCAGGCUCAAUAUAACAACCUGAACACCAUGUUCUACGUUGGGUACCUCGCCUUCCUGUGGCCAGGCCAUUACCUCAUGCAACGGCUCCCCUUCGGCAAGUUCGUGGCUGGUAUCAUCUUUUCAUGGGCCGUCGUCAUCUUCCUUCACUGUGUAGCAACUCGAUAUGCAGGACUCAUCGUGCUCCGUCUGGCCUUGGGAGCUGCUGAAGGAGUGGUUGUCCCCGCUAUCGAAAUAACUAUUGGCAUGUUCUUCAACCGCCAAGAACAAUCUUUCUUGCAGCCCGUGCUUUGGAUCACAUGCCAAGGCGCCCCCAUUGUGGCUGGUUUCGUCGCAUAUGGCCUCCUUUGGAGCAGCGGGCCUGUUCUCCCUUGGAAGCUACUCCAUGUGGUCACCGGUGGUAUUACUCUACUGCUUUCCAUUUGGGUCUGGUUUGACUAUCCCAACAACCCUGCUGAGGCUAGGUUCUUGACACUCGAGGAAAAAGUGCACGUGGUCAGACGCGUCCACGAGUCUCAGCAAAGUUCGAUCGAACAGAAGCAGUUCAAGCGCUCGCAGUUUAUCGAAACCAUGAAAGACCCAGUAUCUUGGUUGUUUGCGCUCCAGGCAUUCACCCUGAUGUACUGCAACAACCUCACCUAUGGCCAGAAGAAUCUGCUCGUUACGUCCCUUGGAGUCACUCCUCUCGAGUCUACCCUGGUUGCGGUUGCAGGUGGCGGCUUUGGUAUUCUCAACUGCGUCGUCGCAGCGUUUGCACUAAGACGCUUCCCUGGCAACUUUGCACUGCACUGCACUCUCUGGUGCUUGCCAGCUAUUGCUGGUGGUAUUGGAAUGGUUACUGUACCCUGGGAUCGAACCAUUUCCUUGCUCGCCUGUAUGUUCCUGGCGGCUCAUACAUAUGGUGUUGCAUACAUCAUCGCUUUGGGAUGGACAAACUCUUCUGCCGCCGGAUAUACAAAGAAACUGACCAGAAACGUCAUGUUCAUGAUCGGAUAUAGCGCUGGAAAUCUCGUGUCCCCCCAGAUCUGGGUCCCUUCAGCCAGACCCAGGUACUACGGAGCUUGGGCCUCCAUGAUUGUCGUCAGUUGGUUUGGGACGCCUGUCAUUCUGUGGGUCAUCCACUUCAUCCUGGCCCGCAGAAACAAGGUCAGGAAAGAAAGGCUAGCCGAGCUCAGCGACCAGGAUGGCAGUGGCUAUGUCGAGCAGCUGGAUGAGAAUGGGCAGAUGGUCAAGGUCAAGGUUGAGGUUGCAAUGCUGGACUUGACUGACAUGGAGAAUGAGAACUUUAUCUAUCCGCUGUGA